Molecule: messenger RNA, 2093 nt
Organism: Jaminaea rosea
Lineage: Eukaryota; Fungi; Basidiomycota; Exobasidiomycetes; Microstromatales
Product: putative phytoene dehydrogenase
Exons: 5
Coding region: 49-1713 (554 amino acids)
Biological process (GO): carotenoid biosynthetic process
Molecular function (GO): oxidoreductase activity
Source: RefSeq, a predicted model, not a curated record
AUCGGCGCAGGGGCAGGUGGCACCUGCUUGGCGGCGAGGCUGGCCAAAAUGGGGCAUCGCGUUACCGUUGUGGAGAAGAACGACUUUGGUGGUGGUAGGUGCUCGCUGCUGACACAGGGAGGCCACAGAUGGGAUCAAGGCCCCUCCCUCUACCUCAUGCCCGAGAUCUUCUCAGCCGCCUUCGAGGCUCUAGGGGAGCGAGUUGAGGAUCACAUUACACUGCAUCGCUGCGAUCCGGCCUACCGAAUCCACUACGCGGACGGACGCUCGCUCGAACUCUCCUCCAACCUCACCUCAAUGGGCUCCAUGCUCGAAGAAUUCGAGCGUCCCCACGGCAACGAGGAUCCGCUAGGUUCUUUCCUCUCCUUCCUCAAGGAGGCAGGGGAGAACUACGAGGAGUCGAUCAAGCAUGUGCUGACCAAAGAUUGGGCCAAUUGGUGGAGCUUCUUCCGGCCUGAACUCUUUCCUAUGCUGUGGAGGACGGGGGCGCUCAGGAUCUAUGAUAGCUUGUUUGCGAGGGCGAGCAGGUACUUCAAGAGUGAUGCCGUGAGACGAGCUAUGACUUUCAGCUCGAUGUACAUGGGCAUGAGCCCUUUCGACGCGCCGGCAACGUACUCGUUGCUGCAGUACGCUGAAUACGCCAAAGGCAUCUGGUACCCUAUUGGUGGAUUCUACAAGGUGGUCGAGGCAUUUGAGUCCAUAGGCCGCAAGCUCGGCGUGGACUUCAAGUACGGCACAGCUGUCAAGCGCAUUGUGACGCGACCAGGCAGCAAGCAGGUAGAGGGGGUCGAGCUUGCCGAUGGUACGACGAUCGAAGCGGAUGUGGUGGUGAGCAAUGCCGACCUGGUGUGGACGUACAACAACCUCCUGCCAAAGGACCCCUACGCUAAGACGCUCGCGUGCAAGGAUCAAACGUGCUCCUCCAUCUCCUUCUACUGGGGUCUCUCCCAGACCGUACCCUCCCUCGGCGGACACAACAUCUUCCUCGCCGAAGCGUACCGCGACUCGUUCGACGACAUCUUUCAGCGUGGCUCCCUACCUACCGAGCCCUCGUUCUACGUCAAUGUGCCCUCCCGCCUCGAUCCGACCGCUGCUCCGCCGGGAAAGGAUACGCUCGUUGUACUUGUCCCGUGUGGACCGUUGCCGCAGGAGGGCAAGAAGGGACAAGAGACAGGGCCGCGCAGUCGCGAGGAGUUUGCAGAGGUGACGAAGAGGGCGAGAAGGCAGGUGCUGGAGACGUUGAGGAGACGGCUCAAGGGGGUGGAUAUCGAGCAGCUCAUUGAGCAUGAAGUCGUCAAUGACCCCUUUGAUUGGCAGGAGCGUUUCUCACUUUGGAGAGGAAGUAUCCUCGGUCUCUCGCAUACCAUCCCGCAGGUGCUGUGGUUCAGACCCAGCCCGCAGCAUAGGAAGUACGACAACCUCUUCUUCGUCGGGGCGUCCACUCAGCCGGGAACCGGAGUCCCCGUCGUGGUAGCAGGCUCAGGUGUGGUAGCGGACAAGGUGGACGCACAUCUCCGCGGGGAAAGCGAAGGGUGGGCGAGCUGGCCUGCUCUGCGCGGCAGCAUCGGCCUUGCAGGGGUCAUGCUACUCGGCCUCGCCCUCGCGGGUAUCGCCUCGAGCGUCGUUGCCAUCCUCGCUCUCGUGGCUGGGCUGGCGCAUUACUUUGGUCUGGUUGACGUGGGCGGGCUUGUGUACAAGCAGCUCAAGGUGUGAGCAAAGGGGAGCGUGAUGUCAACGUUGCAUUGCCAGCUGGUGCGCUCUCUCACUGAAGCGCGUGGCUGUCAUCAACUGCCCCUUAUCUCUGGACCUGAAAACUCAAUAUCUAUACCACUCCCACCCUCGUCAUUCUCCAUCUGUCUCCUCCGAGCAUCUACUCGGCCUUCUUGGCACCCUUGACACCACCAGCCUUCUCGGCCUCCUUGAUAGACGCAGCGUCCGUAGCGGGUCCAGCGUUGCCGCCCAUACCGAAGGGACCAGCAGGGGCCUUGAAGGGUCGCUUGAGGUCGGUAGUUGUCGGCUGGCCCCAGAGCCAGAUCUUUGCCUCGUUGGACUCGAGUGCGUUCUUGACUGGGAGGAUAGAUUGGAUGAUGAGG